Molecule: messenger RNA, 1298 nt
Organism: Ochotona princeps (American pika)
Lineage: Eukaryota; Metazoa; Chordata; Mammalia; Lagomorpha; Ochotonidae
Gene: SPG21
Product: SPG21 abhydrolase domain containing, maspardin
Exons: 9
Coding region: 269-1195 (308 amino acids)
Cellular component (GO): cytosol; trans-Golgi network transport vesicle
Molecular function (GO): CD4 receptor binding
Source: RefSeq, a predicted model, not a curated record
GCCGGCGGAGCCCGGUUCCGGAGGAGGGGACGCUCCGGACCGAGCUCGCCGUGUAGCACGCCCCGCCCCUGGGAGGCCGGCCUCCCGCGCGCCCCGACUGCCCGCGGCCCUCAGAGGACCUGAGUGCUCCGGCUGCCGGCCCGUGUCCCGGGCCCAGCCGCCUCCACGGCCCGGCCCGCCUCGGGACUGGAGCCCAACACUGCCGAGGGGAGGAGGGCCAGGGACGUGGGGGCGGCCACGGCAGGAUUACCCACCAUUUAAGCCAAUCAUGGGAGAGAUUAAAAUCUCUCCUGACUAUAACUGGUUUAGAAGUACAGUUCCUCUGAAAAAGAUUAUUGUAGAUGAUGAUGACAGUAAGAUUUGGUCACUCUAUGAUGCGGGGCCUAGAAGCAUCAGGUGUCCUCUCAUCUUCCUUCCCCCUGUCAGCGGGACUGCCGAUGUGUUUUUCCGGCAGAUUUUGGCUUUGACCGGAUGGGGCUACCGGGUUAUAGCCCUGCAGUAUCCGGUUUAUUGGGACCAUCUUGAAUUUUGUGAUGGAUUCAGGAAACUUUUAGAUCAUUUACAGUUGGAUAAAGUUCAUCUCUUUGGGGCUUCUUUGGGAGGUUUUUUGGCACAGAAAUUUGCUGAAUAUACCCACAAGUCUCCCAGAGUCCACUCCCUCAUCCUCUGCAAUGCCUUCAGUGAUACCUCCAUCUUUAACCAGACUUGGACUGCAAACAGCUUUUGGCUGAUGCCAGCAUUUAUGCUCAAAAAAAUAGUUCUUGGAAACUUCUCUUCUGGCCCAGUGGACCCUAUGAUGGCAAAUGCAAUUGACUUCAUGGUGGACAGGCUGGAAAGUUUGGGCCAGAGUGAACUGGCUUCCAGACUUACCCUGAAUUGUCAAAAUUCUUAUGUGGAACCUCAUAAGAUUCGGGACAUCCCUGUGACCAUCAUGGAUGUGUUUGACCAGAGUGCACUUUCAACUGAAGCUAAGGAAGAAAUGUACAAACUGUAUCCUAAUGCCCGGAGAGCUCACCUUAAAACCGGAGGCAAUUUCCCAUACCUGUGCCGAAGUGCCGAGGUGAACCUCUAUGUGCAGAUACAUCUGCUGCAGUUCCAUGGCACCAAGUACUCAGCCAUCGACCCAGCGAUGGUCAGCGCCGAGGAGCUGGAGGUGCAAAAGGGUAACCUCAGCAUCAGCCAGGAGGAGCAGUAGCGGUGGCCCUGGUUGUGGGAGAUGAGGUGACCCAGCGUGCCCCUGCACGAUCGGCCUCUGCCUCCAGGUGCAGCCGGCUCAUGGUUCUCACUGUUCGGGAAGC